ACCGAUUGCAUGCCUAAUGAAAACCGGUUUGCAGAUAUGACCAAUUAGCCGGUUAAGGUUCAUUAUUUGAUUAACGUUGUUCAUUGAUUUUAGAGAAAAUCAAUCAAUCACUAAAAUUAGUCGUUAAACAAAAAGCUUGCGAAGAAGAAGAAAAUGGCGGAUUUGCUUUUGAGUUCCUCUGCUCAAUCCUCUCUCCUUCACGUCAGACCCAAUCUCUUCCUACUCAAUAACUCCACUGCUUCACCGAUCCGAAGUGUCAGAUUCCAAAAUUCCAACGGUUUUCAUCCUCUGGCGUUCGCAUCUGGUCACCGACGACUUCCUCUCGGUGAAGUAGUUCCCUCUGAUUCGACUAAGACGAUCACCAGUACUAUUACUGCUAACUGCGUUGAUUCGGGUGUCAAAGCUGUUGAAGUCGAGCCUACGAUCGAUUACGGAGGUGGUGGUGGUGGUGGAAUUGGAGGUGAUAAAUUUGGCGGCGGUGGUGGAGGCGGCGAUGGAAAUGACGACGGAGAAGAUGGUGAUAAGGAAGAGAGUGACGGGAAAAAAGGCACGCCUCUGUCUAUGUCGCAGAAAUUGACUCUUGGUUACGCUUUUCUCGUUGGAGUUGGUGGGCUGAUGGGUUAUCUGAAGAGCGGUAGCCAGAAAUCGUUGCUUGCAGGUGGACUAUCAGCUGCUGUUCUGCUGUAUGUCUUCAGCCAGCUCCCAACAAAACCUGUUCUUGCAUCAACCGUUGGCGUAGUGAUGGCGGGUGCAUUAACGUACGUGAUGGGAACCAGAUACAUGGGAUCGAAGAAGAUAUUCCCGGCUGGAGUCGUACGAGCUCGAGCUGUCUCUCUCACCGUGACUGCGAGUGGAAGUUACAAUCGCAGUAGAAACGAUAAGGUUUACACGAGGCUUGAUUCUUGUCUAGUGAUUCCUCCUCCUCCUAGAUUCAAGAAACCGCGUGCUAUUGUUAAGUUCUUGGGAGGUGCCUUCGUCGGAGCAGUUCCUGAACUCACUUACAGUUACCUCAAGGAGCUACUGGCAAAGGAAGGGUAUUUGAUAGUAUCAGUGCCGUACAAUGUUACAUUUGAUCAUGAACAAGCUGCUAAGCAGGUUUAUGAGAGGUUUAAUUCCUGCUUGGACACGAUUGUCUCUUCUGGAAUUCCAAAUGCAAAUUUGAAGCCUGAAGAUCUAGCUGACCUUCCUCUUUUCUCAGUUGGUCACAGUAAUGGUGCGCUGCUGCAAGUUUUGACCGGAAGUUAUUUUGCUGAGAAGAUACCAAAGGUUAAUGCCAUCAUUUCAUUCAACAACAAAUCAGCGACAGAGGCAGUUCCAUAUUUUGAGCAGCUUGGUCCUCUCAUCCAGCAGAUGCUGCCAAUCGUGGAAGCUUCUCCAGUAUAUGAAAUGGCUCGAAAUGCUUCAGGUGAUGUUUUGAAACUCUUACUUGACACAGCUGGGACAACGAUUCUAAAUAAUGAUCAAGAAGCUCUUAAGUCAUUUACUAAAUUGGUGGAUCAAUUGCCCUCAGUGUUUGGUGAGGUAGGACAAGGAGUGUCGGAAUUCAGACCGUCACCACUUGAGAAUCGCAAUUGCUUCAAGUGCUCCUACAGCGUUCCACACACUUUACUGGUACAAUUCAACUCCGAUGCAAUCGACGAGACUGAUUUGCUUGAAGAAACCCUUAGGCCUCGGAUAGAAUCUAUUGGUGGUACACUUGAAAAGGUUCGGCUGAACGGAAACCAUCUCACACCUUGCAUACAGGACCCAAAGUGGCAAAUUGGGUCCGUGUACACGCCAGCAGACGCUGUGGCUCAGGCGCUAAAGACCAUUCCUCUUAGCGAAACUCGAGUUCUUUCCAGGACGAUCGUUGACUGGUUUAGACGGUUUGAGGAUUAGCCUGUCUCAUGUAUUGUUGAAGCAAUGUAAGGAUGAGAUAUACAUUGACGAACAAGACCAGCCUUAAUCAUCCUCCGGUCAUACAUCCUUGUCUGAACCAAAAAAUAAUUGGUAACAUGUGUG
Messenger RNA from Arabidopsis arenosa, 2001 nucleotides. The record is from the annotation of a GenBank genome assembly. NCBI's taxonomy places the organism in Eukaryota, Viridiplantae, Streptophyta, Magnoliopsida, Brassicales, Brassicaceae.